Molecule: messenger RNA, 2245 nt
Organism: Cicer arietinum (chickpea)
Lineage: Eukaryota; Viridiplantae; Streptophyta; Magnoliopsida; Fabales; Fabaceae
Product: notchless protein homolog
Biological process (GO): ribosomal large subunit assembly
Cellular component (GO): nucleolus
Molecular function (GO): protein binding
Source: RefSeq, a predicted model, not a curated record
CCAACUGCUUCUCUCAUAUAUUUUUUAUUUUUUUUUAUUUUUAAAAAAUAUACACGUCUCGGUUGGUUCGGUUUGAGUCCGAGUCACCAGUUCUCUAGUAAACUUGGCGAGUUAAAUUGGUCCAAACCGAUUUAAACCGGUCAUAUACCGGUUCUCGGUCAGUCCGAACCGAGUUUAAGAGACUGCAUUCAGACAUAGCCUUGAAGCGCAUAGAUAGAUAUUUUCCCUCUUCAUUUAACUAUUGAAUUAGGGUUUAUAAGCAAUAAAACCCUAAUUCCUUUUCAACGAAAAGAAAGCACCAGAGAAUCUGAAAUGGAGGUUGAGAGUGUGAGCGCAGCAGUAAUGGAGAAGAGGGAGAUAAUCAACAAUGUGAUGUGCCUUUUGACGGAUCCAGAUGGAGCUCCUCUUGGUGCUCCUAUGUACCUUCCUCAGAAUAUCGGUCCACAACAGCUCCAACAGAUUGUUAAUAUGCUUCUACACAAUGAGGAGAAAUUACCGUAUGCUUUUUACAUAUCAGAUGAGGAGCUUCUUGUACCACUUGAAACAUACUUGCAGAAACACAAAGUCUCGGUGGAGAAGGCAUUGCCUAUAGUUUGUCAACCUCAAGCUGUUUUUCGGAUUCGUCCUGUGAGUCGUUGUUCAGCAACAAUUUCUGGUCACGGAGAAGCUGUAUUGUCUGUUUCUUUUAGUCCUGAUGGGCGACAGUUGGCUAGUGGUUCUGGUGAUACCACUGUUCGAUUUUGGGACCUUGGCACUCAGACACCAAUGUUCACAUGCACAGGACACAAGAACUGGGUCCUUUGUAUUGAAUGGUCACCAGAUGGCAAGUAUCUUGUAAGUGGGAGCAAGUCAGGGGAACUUCUGUGUUGGGACCCACAAACUGGAAAGCAAUUAGGCAAUCCUCUAAAUGGCCACAAGAAAUGGAUUACUGGUAUCUCUUGGGAACCUCUCCACCUGAAUGCUCCUUGCCGUCGAUUUGUAAGUGCAAGCAAAGAUGGGGAUGCUCGUAUAUGGGAUGUUUCUUUAAAGAAAUGUAUGGUACUCAGUGGCCACACACUUUCAGUAACAUGUGUAAAAUGGGGUGGAGAUGGUGUGAUUUAUACAGGGUCCCAGGAUUGUACAAUCAAAGUUUGGGAAACCACACAAGGGAAGCUAAUUCGGGAACUGAAGGGACAUGGGCAUUGGGUUAAUUCUUUAGCAUUGAGCACUGAGUAUGUUCUUCGGACUGGAGCUUUUGAUCAUACUGGAAAACGUUAUUCAUCUCCAGAGGAAAUGAAGAAGGUUGCUCUUGAAAGGUACAAAACAAUGAGAGGUAAUGCCCCUGAAAGAUUGGUCUCUGGAUCUGAUGAUUUCACAAUGUUCCUUUGGGAACCCUUCAUCAACAAGCACCCUAAAACUCGCAUGACAGGUCAUCAACAGCUUGUGAACCAUGUCUAUUUUUCGCCUGAUGGACAAUGGAUAGCGAGUGCGUCUUUUGAUAAAUCUGUGAAGUUAUGGAACGGCACUACAGGGAAAUUUGUCACCGCUUUUCGUGGCCAUGUUGGGCCUGUUUACCAGAUCAGCUGGUCUGCAGACAGUAGACUUCUUUUGAGUGGCAGCAAAGAUUCUACACUUAAGGUUUGGGAUAUUCGGACUCGUAAGUUGAAGCAAGACCUUCCGGGCCAUGCUGAUGAAGUAUUUGCUGUUGAUUGGAGUCCAGAUGGAGAGAAGGUAGCCUCUGGUGGUAAGGAUAAAGUGUUGAAGUUGUGGAUGGGUUAGGCUUAAUUUUUGGAUCAAGCAUGGGUAUAUAUUCUAUAGUUAGUGAAUGUAUCUCUAUCUCCUUGCUGUUACCAUCGCAUGGAAAUCAAUGGCUGGCUAUUGUGUGGAUGCAAUAUCAUCAUCUUUAGUUUAUAAGAUAAGAUAUGAAUGUCUAUUCCACAUACUACAUUGCGAUUAUGCACCGGAGGAACAAGUUGCUGAAAUUGAGUCUCAGGUGAAGAAGCUGCUUGAAUUACUCGGGGGUCUAAUUAUAUGCUUGCAAGAAUAUUCUUGCUUUUUAUUGUUUUGUUUCAAAGUCUCUUUUUUGGUAUUGUUUCUUAGUGACAACUAUGGCUAUUUUUUAAUUUUAUUUUGUAAUGAUCAAGGCUUAGUCCGAACAUGGCUUUUUGUUUACCUUGACACUAGUGUUAGAGUAGUCUUUUAAUGGAGCAUGUCAAAAUCUAAAAGUUGAAAUGUGAAUAAAAUUAAUUGCAUCUGUUUGAUUUCU